Messenger RNA from Rosa rugosa (rugosa rose), 986 nucleotides. RefSeq names its product basic leucine zipper 8. Lineage: Eukaryota; Viridiplantae; Streptophyta; Magnoliopsida; Rosales; Rosaceae. The coding region runs from base 228 to 818 and encodes 196 amino acids. The transcript has a single exon. The record is from RefSeq and is a predicted model, not a curated record. Gene Ontology annotation, molecular function: DNA-binding transcription factor activity. Gene Ontology annotation, biological process: regulation of DNA-templated transcription.
UCAAUAAUUGUUUAAUUUGCUUAUGUAAGCCCCUGAAGUGUUUCUCUAAUUGUUGCCAACUCUGGCCCGCUAUCGUUCCCCCAUCUCUUCCCUCCUAUAAAAACCCUCUCACUUCUUCAUGUGCUGUCAUCCCAUGCCCUCUAAACAACCUUUGGAUCAGUACAAUAUAUCCUUCGAGUACUGAAUUGGAUAUUAGCCAAGCUAGCUAACCUUUAAAAAUUUGAGCCAUGCUUUCUGGUGAGAUUUCAGGAAUCCACUACCUGACUACACCUGAAAUCCAGAUUCCAAAUCCUGCAAACUUUGGCAAUAUUAUCAUGCAGGACAACAUACCGUCCUCCUUCCAUUUCAAUGGAGCAUCAGUCUUCAGCAACUUACUCCACACUCAAAUCCCUCCUCCGGGACAUGAUCAAUUGUUAGCUACUCCGGUGCAGUCCUCGAGUCUCAGCAACAACUCCAGUACCUCCGAUGAAGCCGAAGAACACGUGCAGCAGCUGAGCAACAUCAUUGAUCAAAGAAAGCAGAGGAGAAUGAUAUCAAACAGAGAAUCGGCUCGCAGAUCACGGAUGCGGAAACAGAAGCACUUGGAUGAGCUCUGGUCACAGGUGCUUAGGCUUAGAACCGAAAACCACAACCUGAUGGACAGGUUGAAACAUGUGUCCGAGACCCAUGACAGGGUUCUUGAGGAGAAUGCAAAGCUCAAGGAAGAAGCCUCGGAUCUUCGACAAAUGCUCUCCGAGAUCCAGAUCAGCACCUUGAGAUCGACAGAGCUGGAAGUAGAGGCCUGCAGCACAACUUUAAGCACUGACUUGCUCCGUUGAGAUGAGAUCAUAAAUAUCACUGUUCUAGCUAAGCUCUCCAUUAUCACUAGUAGCUGCUUUAAUUUGUGUUCCUUUUGUUUACUAUAAUUGGUAAUCGUACGUUUUUUCCGUCAUCGCUUUAUUGUAUGGGAGUAAAAGACAAAGGCCGUGCAGGAACGCACUUAACAA